AUGUACGACAGGUUGAAGCCUUUCUUUGCUGUAAUUUUCUUGCAAUUUGGGUUUGCAGGGAUGGAUAUACUUUCUAAGGUUGCAUUGAAUGAGGGGAUGAGCAAUUAUGUAUUUGUUGUUUACUGCCAUGCCAUUGCCACUAUUGUCAUCGCUCCAUUUAAAGUUUUCUGUCCUAGGAUGGAGAGGAUAAAGAUCAAUAGUAUUCGUAGCCAAGCUAAGAUAGUUGGGACAAUAACCACUGUUGGAGGAGCCAUGAUCAUGACACUAGUAAAAGGCCCAAUUAUUGAGCUGUUUAGGAAAAAAGGAAGCAGCAUUAAUGAACUUCAAAAGGAUGGGGUAAAUCUUCAACAUUCAAUUAAGGGAGCCCUAAUGAUUACAGUUGGAUGCUUCAGCUGGUCAUGUUUCAUGAAUCUGCAAGCAAUCACGCUGAAGACUCCCGCUGAGCUCUCCAUCACUGCUUGGAUAUGCCUAUUAGGAACAGCUCAGGGGGCCAUAGUGGCGCUAAUGGAGAGGGGAAAUGCUAGCGUCUGGUCUAUAAGCUGGGACACCAAACUCCUGACAGCUCUUUACAGUGGCAUAGUUUGCUCGGGACUCACUUAUUACAUUCAAGGAGUAAUAAUGACAGACAGAGGACCUGUUUUCGUGACAGCUUUCAGCCCACUGAGCAUGGUCAUCGUAGCUAUCAUGAGCUCAUUUAUUCUGGCUGAACAAAUGUACCUCGGAAGGGUACUUGGCGCAAUUGUUAUAGUUGCAGGCCUAUAUUUUGUUGUGUGGGGUAAAAGCAAGGAUUACGACUCCCUAUUCCCAUUAACUGACAACCAAACAGCACCAGCUAAGCAAAGGAUGGAUCAAGAUAACAAUGGAGAUGGAAUUUCAUGUCAUGAGAACAUCAACGUCAAUGCAUCUAACAAAGGAACCAUGACCAUAGAGGUACAAAAGUAUGAUAAAGGAAACCAGACCACAGCCUAG
Messenger RNA from Camellia sinensis, 969 nucleotides. Lineage: Eukaryota; Viridiplantae; Streptophyta; Magnoliopsida; Ericales; Theaceae. The record is from RefSeq and is a predicted model, not a curated record.